AUAAGACAGCCAGACAGCUCACAGAGCGCUCACAUUCAGUCAGCAGAACAACAGGCAAACAGAGUUACUAACUCAAGAAUACAGCGAACCGGCUUUUCCUCUCCGUUUAGUUGUUUGAGUCCAAUCAAAGAUGGUUCGAGAAACCGGUUACUACGAUCUUCUCGGCGUUAGUCCCAAAGCCCAUCUGGACGAGCUUAAAAAAGCAUAUAGGAAACUGGCGUUGAAAUAUCAUCCGGAUAAGAACCCGAAUGAAGGCGAGAAAUUCAAACUCAUAUCUCAAGCCUAUGAGGUCCUGUCAGAUCCUAAAAAGCGGGAAUUGUAUGACCAAGGUGGAGAACAAGCUAUCAAGGAGGGAGGCAUUGGAGGAGGGGGCUCAUCGCCCAUGGACAUUUUCAACAUGUUCUUUGGUGGUGGGGGCAGAAUGCAGAGAGAAAGAAGAGGUAAGAAUGUGGUUCACCAGCUUGGAGUCACACUGGAAGAAUUGUACAAUGGCUCAACAAGGAAACUUGGUCUUCAGAAGAAUGUGAUUUGUGAGAAAUGUGAUGGUUAUGGAGGCAAAAAGGGCACACUUGAAAAAUGCUCAACCUGCAAAGGAAGAGGGGUGCAGGUCCAGGUACAACAGAUUGGACCUGGAAUGAUCCAGCAGAUUCAGAGCAUGUGUUCAGACUGCCAAGGACAGGGAGAGAAGUUCAGCUCCAAGGACCGCUGCAAGAACUGCAAUGGACACAAAGUAGAACGCAAAAAGAAGAUUCUAGAAGUCCACAUUGACAAAGGUAUGAAGGAUGGCCAGAAAAUCUCAUUCCACGGAGAAGGAGAUCAAGAGCCUGGACUAGAGCCUGGUGAUGUCAUAAUCGUACUGGAUCUGAAAGAGCACCCUGUCUUCCAAAUACAGGAUGACAACCUGAUCAUGAAGAUGAAAAUCAAGCUGGUAGAGGCACUCUGUGGGUUUAAGAAGACAGUCCUUACCCUAGAUAAAAGAACACUCCUCAUCGAGUCAUCUCCAGGUCAAGUAAUAAAACCAAAUAGUUUUAAAUGUAUUUAUAAAGAGGGCAUGCCUGUGGAGAGAGACCCUUAUGAGAAAGGUCUUCUCAUCAUACAGUUUGAGAUUGAGUUCCCCGAUAAACAUUGGCUACCUGAGCACAUGCUGCCAGACCUGGAGAAGCUACUCCCAAUGAGAGAUCACGUCAUGGUGUCGGAUGAUAUGGAAGAGGUUGACCUCUGUGAAAUAGACUUUGAAAGCCAAAAGAGAAGCUACAGUAGUGAAGCCUAUGAAGAAGAUGGAGGCCCCAGGCACAGUGGCGUUCAAUGCCAGACUCAGUGAAUGUCACAAAUAAUGGGAUCAUUGGUUCAACAGCAUUUUUCUAAAAUGACUGCAAAUGUACACUGAAAGAUAGGAUAGUUAAAUGUAAUUAUUGGCAAGCACUACUGUAUGUACAUUACAGCGAGGAAUUCCUUCAAACCAAAGCCUUAUAAGAUGGACCAAUUUCUUGCCACAUAUGUUCUGAAGCAUCUUGCAAGGAAGAACCUAGGAUAUCCAGCAGCUACUGCAAUUAAUGAGUAUUAAAGAGUACAUUGGAUUGAUGCAGUUUUUGGAUGAAAAUCUGAACUGUUAUCCACUUAUGAUCUGAAUUUAAAGUUGCAAUAUUUAAUAUAUUUACUGUACUAAAUGAUACAAUUAUCAUAUGUUAUCAGAGAUUUAGGAAACAUGCUAAGUUGAAACACUGGCUUCUCAGAAAACAAUGCUACAGCCAGUAUAUUCAACUUUGAAGUAGCCGUUCCGGGGCGGAAUUUCAGUUUGUGUUUUGGCCUGUGCGAUCCAGCACACUACUAACCCUUUUUCCCAAUAGUAGUUCAACACCCGGGUUUGCAGAUUUAAAACAAGUUUGUGAGCAAACAGAGCAUGCUACAGCCAUGGAAGCCAGCAAUACAUCUAGAUAAAAUUGACAGAGUUAUAAAAAAAUCCACGAGCUGGUAUAUCAUUUACAAAACUUUACAAACGUAUACAUUAGCGGAUCAACUUACAGCAUAAGUCUUGUUGCUUGCCAUUGUCAGUUUACUCUUUCCUGUUGUGUGCCUCAACCUGGCAACCCAGUGAGCUUGGAGUCUGGGGAAGACAACUCUCCAAUAUUUUG
Messenger RNA from Xyrauchen texanus (razorback sucker), 2132 nucleotides. RefSeq names its product DnaJ heat shock protein family (Hsp40) member A (gene dnaja). Bases 131 to 1321 code for a protein of 396 amino acids. Lineage: Eukaryota; Metazoa; Chordata; Actinopteri; Cypriniformes; Catostomidae. Gene Ontology annotation, biological process: protein refolding; response to heat. Gene Ontology annotation, molecular function: Hsp70 protein binding; ATP binding. Gene Ontology annotation, cellular component: cytoplasm; cytosol. The record is from RefSeq and is a predicted model, not a curated record. The transcript has 8 exons.